UCGACUGAAUCCAAGAAUCGGUUCAUAAAAAAGACUCUUUAGUAAACCGAGCUUCACUACUAUGCAUGCAGUUAAUAAAUCCAACUCAAACAAAGUCAAUUCUUCUUGAGGACCAACAGUCUAAUAUGAGUGCAUCAGCUGCACGUUUAAUCAAGCCUGUUCUUUAUGGAUAUUUCAGAAGUUCUUGCUCGUGGAGAGUCCGGAUUGCGUUUGCACUGAAAGGCAUUGAAUAUGAGCAAAAACCAGUAAAUAUCAUCAAGGAUGGUGGGCAACAGCUAACAGAUCAAUUUAAGGCAAUAAACCCAAUGCAGCAAGUGCCUGCAGUCACUAUUGAUGGCAUCACCUUGUCUCAGUCGUUGGCUAUCAUGCAAUACAUUGAGGAAACUCGUCCAGAGCCCCGCCUCUUGCCUGCAGACCCAAAGCAGCGAGCUCAUGUCCGCAUUAUCUGUGACAUAAUCGCGGCUGGCAUCCAGCCCCUCCAGAAUGUGUAUGUGAUUCAGAAAAUUGGAGAAGAGAAAGUACAGUGGGCUCAACAUUUCAUCAACCGAGGGUUCGAGGCCCUCGAGCAUAUCCUGAAGCAGACGGCAGGAAAAUACUGUGUUGGUGAUGAGAUAUCCAUGGCAGAUAUUUGUCUUGUGCCUCAAGUCUACAACGCUGAAAGGUUCAAGGUGGAUAUGUCCCAGUUUCCUACCAUCAGAAAGUUAAACCAGACCUUAAUUGAGAUUGAUGCUUUCAAAGCCACUCAUCCAUCACGUCAGCCUGAUACUCCUGAUGAUUUGAGGGCAUAAUCUGAAUAAUGAAAUCAAUAAAAGACUUUGAUAAACA
Onychostoma macrolepis is the source of this 825-nucleotide messenger RNA. RefSeq names its product glutathione S-transferase zeta 1 (gene gstz1). The transcript is spliced from 9 exons. Bases 66 to 788 code for a protein of 240 amino acids. The record is from RefSeq and is a predicted model, not a curated record. Gene Ontology annotation, biological process: glutathione metabolic process; L-phenylalanine catabolic process. Gene Ontology annotation, molecular function: glutathione transferase activity; maleylacetoacetate isomerase activity. Gene Ontology annotation, cellular component: cytoplasm; mitochondrion. Lineage: Eukaryota; Metazoa; Chordata; Actinopteri; Cypriniformes; Cyprinidae.